AUGAGUUGCGUGGGCGAUCCCUACCCGUGUUUAUUCGACAAUCGUCUAUUUAAACAAGAGGGGGUGCGGCAGGCGGCAGGGGUGCGGGUGGCAGGGCGGUUCGGGUCGCGGGGUGCGGGGUGCGCGCGCAGGGCGCCCCGCACCGCGUUACUCGGCCGUCAGUCGCCCGCCGACUCUGCUUUAGCUUGUGUGACUCGCGCCGCUCCGUGCACUGCACUCGUGCCCCGAUUACGACGCGCGCCACCCCGCCGUGGCGAACGCGACUUCUAA
Molecule: messenger RNA, 270 nt
Organism: Pieris macdunnoughi
Lineage: Eukaryota; Metazoa; Arthropoda; Insecta; Lepidoptera; Pieridae
Source: the annotation of a GenBank genome assembly